Molecule: messenger RNA, 1818 nt
Organism: Cajanus cajan (pigeon pea)
Lineage: Eukaryota; Viridiplantae; Streptophyta; Magnoliopsida; Fabales; Fabaceae
Product: Rho GTPase activating protein with PAK-box/P21-Rho-binding domain-containing protein
Biological process (GO): signal transduction
Molecular function (GO): GTPase activator activity
Source: RefSeq, a predicted model, not a curated record
GAGGUUCAAAGCUACAUAACAUGAAUGCAACACAAAAAAACUCGCAUCCUCAAAUUUAAAACCUUUCUCUCUCUUUCUCUGUCUCCACUCGUGCACUCGUCAAGAUAAGAAUGACGGGCCAAGUGUUGCUCACCAAGGGCCGCCGAUGCGCCGAGGAGGACCAGAACCCGGCGUCGCCCGUGGCGCUUCUUCUGGCGGCGCUCAGGAAAUCCAUGGUGGCCUGCAGCGUCGACAGUCCCGACGAUGUAAUCUCCGCCGUUCAUCAUCCCAUGGAGAUCGGAUGGCCCACAAACGUUAAGCAUGUCAGUCAUGUCACCUUCGAUCGCUUCAAUGGCUUCCUCGGUCUCCCCCUUGAGUUAGAAGUUCAUGUCCCCGCUCCGGUUCCUAGUGCUAGUGUUAGUGUGUUUGGCGUCUCAGCAGAAUCAAUGCAGUGUUCCUAUGAUUCAAAAGGGAACAGUGUCCCCACUAUUCUAUUGCUAAUGCAGGAGCGAUUAUACUCACAGGGAGGCUUAAAGGCUGAAGGGAUAUUUCGCAUAAAUCCAGAAAACAGUCAAGAAGAGCAUUUGAGGGAGCAGUUGAAUAGUGGCAUUGUGCCAGAUGACAUUGAUGUCCAUUGUUUGGCUGGCCUAAUCAAGGCAUGGUUCAGAGAACUUCCUUCAGGAGUGCUAGACGGACUUUCCCCCGAGCAAGUUCUUGAGUGCAAUACAGAAGAAGAAUCUGUCCAGCUUGUGAAGCAACUAAAGCCAACUGAAUCAGCCUUGCUCAACUGGGCUAUUGAUCUUAUGGCUGAUGUUGUAGAAGAAGAGGAUCAUAACAAAAUGGAUGCAAGAAACAUUGCAAUGGUUUUUGCUCCAAAUAUGACUCAGAUGUCUGAUCCACUAACUGCUCUCAUGCAUGCUGUCCAAGUGAUGAAUUUACUGAAGACCCUAAUACUGAAGACACUUAGAGAACGUGAAGAAACAGCAGCAGCAGGAUAUUCUCCCAUGUCAUCUCGUUCAUCUGAAAGCCAAUCUGAGGAUGACUAUGGUAGUCAGCAAGAAAUGGAUACCAGUGAUGAAUUGAGAGGGACCAAGUCAGAUGAUGAUGAUGAUGUUAGCUACAGUCAUGUCAGUGAAGAGGAAGGGGAGGCUAAUGCAUCAGUAAGUGAGAUAGUGGAAUGCUUCUUGAAGCGUUUGGAUGAGAAAACAAAAAGAUUCUCAGAAGAACCUGCAGGGUGUUUGCAAGAGAAGUUAGAGAGCCCCAAGAGUUGCUCUGACUAUAACUUGGAAUCUGCUUUAUCAUUUACUGAUAUCAAAACUGUGAAUUCUUGCUCUAGUCCCUCUUAUGAAGAUGACUCAAGAACAACUCUGACUGCUGAGGAAUCAAAUGCUGACACAAGUAGUCCAUCAAUAGAAAGUGCUAGCACCAAUGAUGUGGAGAUGGUUGAUAAAUUUACAGAUUCUGUUUCUCUAGUUCCAUUGUUUGCAUCUAGUUAAUAACUGAGUGUAUUCUAAGCAGUUUUUAAGUACCUUGUUUUAGAUUUUGUCCCUACAAGCAGGGUUGCUUGUGUAAAUUAAUUAGUACACGGUGUAGGAAGUGUUUGUUUGUUGUAGAUUGUGGGCAGAGGUUAUGUUCAGUUUAGGGCUGAAUUUGACCUGAUUCUGUAUGUUCCAGUACUGGACAAUUCUAAUUUCUAAAUAUGGUAGAUGAUGGGAUGGGUAUCUCAGGAGUAGCUACGUGUAUUUUCAAAUUUCACAUAGGUGGACUUUGUAUGCAUUGAUGAAUUCUUAGGGAAUAGGGAGAUUGGUUUAACAUGAAAUGGUGCUUGCUUUGUUUGUA